UCUUUCACCAACUCGGGCGUUCCGGUUUAUUGCGAGACCAACAUCAGGCAACUAGCUUGAGAACACACGUGCUCAUGUAUGGCUACCGGUGCCCAACCGACCAUGUAUGCUCGUGCGGGCCUUCGACCUGCUGACUUACUUCAGCAUUCAUAGAUGAUUGUCGUGGCAAGUUCACAGAGUUGACAGGCAAGCCAGCUGUUGUGUUACACGAAAACAGGCUCUUGCGUUAGACCACAUUUAACCGCCUGUACUUGAAGUGAUCCUGAAACGGUGUACAUAUCUGCCUUAGCAAUCGCUUGAACUGAAUUCAAAGCCUGUUCUUGGCUUCUUACGGCCCCGGCGCACGGCGACCUGGCCUAACCUAAAUUCCACGAGGACUCCUCUCAGUCAGUAAAUUUCACACAAAGGAACCGAUUGGGAGUCAGCAACGAAUGGACGACAGGAGGAGAUAGAACUGUCUGAUGUUGCGCGAACAAUUCAUGCGCAAGCCUGGCCUUUGGCAGAGUCUCGCCCUCGUAUUCCUAUGUGUGGCCUUAACGUGCAAUGCCGCUGCUGGCGAUCCCGGAGCUGCAGCAAGUGCCGCAGCGUCAACCCUCUCACCCAACGAAUUGUUGGUCGUGAUGCCCACACACCACAAGCGUAUUGGCAUGGUGUAUGCGUCACGCUCGUGGCGAAAGGGGGUACAAACACACAUUGUGGUGGAUGAUGAGGUCAAGCUGGAUGGGCUGCGAGGAAUGGGCCUGCACCACAAUGAGACCUUCUCAGCCAUGCCCGACCUGCCCGGGAUACCUGGCAGCCUGCGACUCGUUAUGUCGCCUCUGCUGGCGCACCGGAAGUACGCCGGCAAGUACAAGUGGAUGCUGCUGGGAGAUGAUGACACGCUGUUCUCGCUGACGGCUGUGAUGGCGAUGUUGCGGGAGAUGCGGGUAUCACACAUCGACCCCAUCGCCAUCUCAGACUUCCUGGUGCAUUGCCGAUUCGAGUCGAGCAACAAGCGCUGGAAAGCACCCGUCACACGGGACCUGCGCUGUGCAGCGGCCACCGCCGCGGCGGCCGGUGCAGCGGCGGCGGACCCCUUAGCAGGCAUGGGCUCGGGUGGCAGCAGGAUGAGCCAGGAGCCCACGCCGCCAUGCAUGCUUCCCCCGGAGCGCACCGGGCCACCCAGGUUCGCGGAAGCCCCGGACUGCCCGCCUGAGGGGCAGACGUACUUCUAUGGCGGGGCCGGGAUCAUCCUGUCACACGGUUUGUUGGAGCGACUGGUGGCGCGGCAUUUGCGCGCACAACCGGUGCUGGUGGCGGCAGCGGAUGAGGGGCAUGACGCCGCUGCGCAUGCCGCGGCGGCGUCGUUAACAGCGGCGUCAGCCCUAAUGUCGCCUGCAGCCGUGGCGCCGCCCGCAGCCGUUGCGGCGAAGGAUGACGCAUCCUUUUAUGCGGUCGUGAUGUCAGCAUUCUCGGGGUAUGGCGACACGAGCAUGAGCGAGGCGUGGCGCCGUGCCGGCGUGGGCUUCACGCCGCCGCCGCCCCUGCCCUACCAGCUUCUCUCUAAGCGCCUUUCCUCUGUAGUACCGCCAGCAGCAGCGCCUCCGCCCCAGCAGUUGCAGCAUUCUCGAAAGCUGCUGAGAAUAGCGAAACGAACAAGACUGCCGUGCGUCAUCAGCGGCAGCAACAGCGAUGGUCCUCCACCGCCGGAGUGCCGCCGGUUCGCAACGUUGGGGCAUUACAAUGAAUGGGAGACACCGGCAGAUAUCUUGGCAAGGCACAAGGCGGCUGCAUUGAUUGCGCCGGACUCUUUCAAGUUCAUCGUGUCUGCUCACAUGAGGCCGCAUAAGGGGGAGGUGGAUGUUCCUUAUCUCUUGCAAAUGGUGGAGCUGGGGAAGUUGUUAUCCUCCGGCUAUGCUGGCAACUAUCGCCGAUUGGAGUUCGGGAAACGGUAAAAAUUGGAGGGCAAGUUAGCUUGCCAUACUGAAGCCUCGGUAAACCCCGAGACCAGGAGAAGAUGGAACGACCGCGAUGUCCGCAUCUGGUGGCUGGAGAGGUAGACAGAGAGGGCGGGAGAGAGCAGAGGGUCAGAAGGAGGUGACGGGCAUGCGUGUACGGUAGGGCGACGGUGCCCACGAUGGCGCCGUAGCACCUACAGGCGCCCCUGGACAGCUUCACAUGUGCUGCAUGUGAUCAGUUGCCGUACGUAUGCUCUCAGGGUGUUGUCAAGUGCCUGUUCCGAGCUGGGUGUCUUCAAGGGCACGUCACUCUACAACUAGUAACCGUGAACCCACGUUGCGACUCUUGCCCUGACUCAACUUGUGGGAUUUGUGGGCUGGAAAUACAGCCAUCACACUCGGGAUUUUGCUUCUCACCACCCUCUGCUCUUGCUUGCACUAGGAAUUCAGCGUCACUCUACAACCACAGACGAUCUGGCGGCGAGUCAGACUUGGGGAAGGGGCGUUUGAAGAGCACGCCGGAUCCUGGACGAGAACCUCGGAAUUGAACCGUUGGCAACGCCAACUUUGCGUUGGGGGGGAGUUGGCGUUAGUGCCUUAGUGCGGAAGGGACGGCCGCGGGGAAGUCACGAGCCUAAGGGUCAAGGGGUUUGCCAGAGUUCCUGCUCAUCAAGCGUAUAGGAUUUGGUGGAACAAGUGCAAUACAGCAUUACCGUAGGUUGUGUGCGAUCAAAAGCCGCGACUUUGACCAUUGUGGAUCCGCUACAGUUGCUCGAUUUCCGCAGACGCCGA
Chlamydomonas reinhardtii is the source of this 2729-nucleotide messenger RNA. RefSeq lists its product as uncharacterized. The record is from RefSeq and is a predicted model, not a curated record. The transcript is spliced from 4 exons. Bases 648 to 1934 code for a protein of 428 amino acids. NCBI's taxonomy places the organism in Eukaryota, Viridiplantae, Chlorophyta, Chlorophyceae, Chlamydomonadales, Chlamydomonadaceae.